Molecule: messenger RNA, 537 nt
Organism: Coccidioides immitis RS
Lineage: Eukaryota; Fungi; Ascomycota; Eurotiomycetes; Onygenales; Onygenaceae
Exons: 5
Coding region: 1-537 (178 amino acids)
Source: RefSeq, a predicted model, not a curated record
AUGACCGAAGCCAAUACCUUGCAAAACGAACCCCGGUACUGUAACGGUGAUACGGCAUUACAAGCUCCGGUCACAACGGUUCAACAAAAUGUUAAUGUUGGCGCAGCUUGGGGACAAGCAAGGACUUCGGAGGUCUGCGGAGAGAGCAUUAAUUGGAAGGCAGCUCUGCUCUUCCUGUCUUCACUCCACUCCUCUGGCCGUCCUUCUACAGCGAGAUCAGGCCUCACCACAAGCCCCAGCAGGAAUCUUGCCGAGUCAAUCACUCCGGAGGACGUCGUACCGGCAUCAUCAUCAUCGUCGCUGAUCAACGCAUCCCACUACCAACAUCGAGACAUGACUGGCAGAGCCAUUUUUGUCUUGUCAAAGCCCCUCGCCAAAGCCUUCCAACCCAACCCUUUUUCACCAAAAAUUUCCAGCCCUAUCCAACCUUGUUGGGCAAGUCGCUCAGCGGAUCCACCGGACGCCAAGCCAGCGCGGGUGGGGGCGCCUUCCCCCCCAACAAAACCCCUCGCUGCGGAAGUUUCGCGUUUUGAGUGA